Aquila chrysaetos chrysaetos is the source of this 853-nucleotide messenger RNA. RefSeq names its product C-X-C motif chemokine 6-like. Gene Ontology annotation, biological process: neutrophil chemotaxis; inflammatory response; chemokine-mediated signaling pathway. Gene Ontology annotation, molecular function: CXCR chemokine receptor binding; chemokine activity. The transcript is spliced from 5 exons. The record is from RefSeq and is a predicted model, not a curated record. Gene Ontology annotation, cellular component: extracellular region. Bases 1 to 462 code for a protein of 153 amino acids. Lineage: Eukaryota; Metazoa; Chordata; Aves; Accipitriformes; Accipitridae.
AUGCGAGCGCCGGCUGGGAUGGGGACAGGACCCCCCGUGCUCCCGUGGCGGCGGCUGCUGCUGCUGCUUAUGAGAUACCCACGGCUGUCAGCUCCCAGCCUGCCGUGGUCCUCGCCGUGCGCGGGCAUCGCCCGCGUCCUGCGCCGAAAGGGACCGGAGGAGACGGGGAUUCCUCCUGGCCGUUUAGCCCAGGGUUUUUCUCGUAGCCAAGGAAAGAGAGCGACCGUCUUCCUCUCCAUCCUGGAGGUGAACGGAAACCUCAACUGUAGGUGCGUAAAGACAACUUCGGACUACAUCAGUCCAAAGCGAUACGAAAGCAUUGAGAUAAGACCUGUGGGAAGCACCUGCAGACGCAUGGAAAUCAUAAUUAAAUUAAAAACCCCAGGGAAAGUGUGCGUGAAUCCUGACGCCCCUUGGGUAAAGAAACUGCUGAAGCGUAUCGCUAGCACGAAGAAAAAAUAAGUUUCCUGCUAAGGAAGUGGACGCUCAGAGCCGGCAGAUGACGCGCAGGCGUGCAAACCUGGCCGCUCCUCACUUUGCCCUCGCUUCCCCCCCUCCAUUUUUCCCGAAAGCCCCACGUCCCGGCCCUGGCGUCGGCCGCUGCGGGGAGGGCGGCUCGCUGCUGACCCCAGCCCCGCGGCAGGUUCGUAGGGGUGGUUUUUCCCCCCCCCCCCACUGCAUUCGGUCUCUGGAUCAGCGUGAAUAUGAACCCUUCGUUUAUUUACUUGCCCAUAGGCUGUGAAGCCUUUUUUUGGCGGGGGCUGCUCCCGUCUCUGUAGGAACGACUUUGCGACUCUUUCCGUGCGAAGCGCUCAUCGACGGAGUGUGCGUCUGGGUUUUUUUAUUACGCAGC